Molecule: messenger RNA, 1821 nt
Organism: Diatraea saccharalis (sugarcane borer)
Lineage: Eukaryota; Metazoa; Arthropoda; Insecta; Lepidoptera; Crambidae
Source: the annotation of a GenBank genome assembly
GGUUUUUGUUUUGUGAUUGAAGCGUGACAAAUAUUGGUCCUGUUAAGUAAUUUAGACUUCUUUCUAUGAAUAUAGAGAAAAAUGAAACAAAUGUGUUGUGAAAUGAAUUCAUCUGUGUCAUUAUAAUUAUAAAAUUAAUAUGAAACGACACAAAAGCUAAUACCACACGAUGAUACAUGAAUGUGUGUUUGCCUUAAGAGUUUUUAAAGAAGAAGUUUUAUUAAAGUUAAGAAGAAGAAGAAGAAGUUUUAAAAUAUUAAUAUUCUAUACAAGUUGUUAAAAACAUUGUUAAAAAGAUGUGGCGUCGUUAUUUGUUUUGGUUUGCUCAUGAGCAUAACGACUUCCGACAUGCAGAAAUACAAAGCAUUUUAUCUAUUUUUGAUAUUCCAAUAAAAUACAUAGAAAAGCCAUGUGCAAAGAAGCCUUACUGGAUAGUGGAGUUGCCUUCAGAAGAGUCUGUGAAGAAAAUUGCAUCAAGAUCAGUUCUUAUUAAAAACUGUAUAGAACUAUGGUCAUCAACAAAGUCAGUUAGUCAACUACAUCGGAAUUUGAAAGACGCUUUAUUGAACACUAAUCAGGAAUGGAUUGUUAAAACAGACCCUGACAAGGGAGUUGGUGAGCAUAUCUGCCCGAAUACUUUGAUAGAAGCAUGCUGUUCGGCAAACAAAUCUUUCAAAAUAGAAGUGGAGACAUUUUGUAAACAUUUUACAAUGAAAGAAAAAGUGGAGAAGAUUGAGGCAUUCAGUUAUUUGCCAUUGAAUGGGCCCGUAAGGUUGAAAGAUCCUGAUGUCACUUUGGCAUAUUUGGAAUAUUAUGGUGUUGACCCAAAUAAUGUUCCUGAAGAGCCUUAUGAAGUAUUCUUUGGUAGAUGGGUAGCAGAUGGCCAACGUGACCUCAUACAGUACCAUUCGUUGAAACGGAGACAGUUCAUCGGCAACACCAGUAUGGACGCGCAGUUAGCGCUGAUUAUGGCGAACCAGGCGCGUGUGGUCUCCGGAGACUUGGUGCUGGAUCCGUUUGUGGGUUCAGGGUCACUGUUGGUUGCUGCGGCACAUUUUGGAGGUUAUGUUUGGGGAUCGGACAUCGAUUUCAUGAUGCUUCACGCCCGUACACGGCCCACACGCGUUGGACAAAAGGCACGUACUAAAGAAGAGAGCAUACGGGGCAAUAUGCGUCAGUAUGGCACUGAAUCUUUGUACUUGGACGCGGUCGUCAGUGAUUUCUCUCUGCCCAUGUGGAAACCAGGAAUGCAAUUCGACGCAAUCAUCACUGAUCCGCCCUACGGAGUUCGGGAACCGACAGAGAAGAUAGGGAUAGAGAGAGAAAACUAUACCCUCUCGGAGGAGCACCUAGUGAAUCACAUACCUUCUAAAGUGGAAUAUGGAUUGCCACAGCUGUACGAUGACUUACUGGAGUUUGCAGCGAACCAUCUAAAGACUGGCAAGCGGCUGGUCUGUUGGUAUCCCAUGGUUAGGGAGGAGGAAUGUCACUCGCUGCAGUUCCCGCAACACCCGCGCAUGGCGCUAGUGAGCGCGUCCGAGCAGCCGCUGUCGCGCGCCACCUGUCGGCGAUUGCUCACGUACGAGAAACUAACGACACAUACAGACACGCGACCGUUACCACACAACGCCCCACAUAACUUCAGAGAAAAGUAUUUUGCACUGGGAGAAAUCACACGUCGCGAAAAGAAGGAAAGGAAAGCGGAAGAGAAGGCCAGAGCAGAAUUUUAUAAAUCAAAGAACGGUGUUACUUGAUGUAUAGAAAUGUUAUAGUAUAAAAGAUUAAGCGUAAAUAAUUAAAUGCAAUACAAAAAAAUAUACA